ACAGGGCGCCAAGGCAGGAUGUGGCUCCUCUGGACUGCGCUGGCUGGCCUGGCCCUCUUGGUCGUACUCGGGUACCGCGAGAAGAAGCACAAGCGCGGUGGAGUGUACACCCAACCUGGCCUCUGUUACGAGCUGAAGCGGGCGCUGGCCUGGGCGCACUUCAAGUUCGUCCGACUGCGACGCGUGCCCAGGGUGCAGGGCCACGUCGACACCAGACCCUCCGACUACGUCACCAAUGGCUUCGUUCCCGCCCCGGAGGAUGAGCAAGCUGAACAGCUCCGACCUCUGGAGUCGGCAGAGGCGAGCGUGGAGGGUGGAGACGCGCUGAAGCCGGCGGGGGAGGCGAGCGUCCAGGAUGGAGACGCGCUGAAGCCGGCGGGGGAGGCCAGCGUGGAGGGGGAAGACGUGCUGAAGCCGGCGGGGGAGGCGAGCGUGGAGGGUGGAGACGCGCUGAAGCCGGCGGGGGAGGCCAGCGUGGAGGGUGGAGACGCACUGAAGCCGGCGGGGGAGGCGAGCGUCCAGGAUGGAAACGCGCUGAAGCCGGCGGGGGAGGCGAGUGUGGAGGGUGAAGACGCGCUGACGCCGGCGGGGGAGGCGAGCGUGGAGGGUGGAGACGCGCUGAAGCCGGCGGGGGAGGCGAGCGUGGGGGGUGGUGAUGCUGACGUAGCUGACCGCUGGGUGGAGGCACCGACGGCGGGUCAGGCGGCAGAUGACGCCGAAAUCGGGCUUUGA
Molecule: messenger RNA, 732 nt
Organism: Pollicipes pollicipes
Lineage: Eukaryota; Metazoa; Arthropoda; Thecostraca; Pollicipedomorpha; Pollicipedidae
Product: paternally-expressed gene 3 protein-like
Exons: 3
Coding region: 19-732 (237 amino acids)
Source: RefSeq, a predicted model, not a curated record